Messenger RNA from Pyrus x bretschneideri (Chinese white pear), 609 nucleotides. RefSeq names its product cysteine-rich receptor-like protein kinase 26. The coding region runs from base 10 to 609 and encodes 199 amino acids. NCBI's taxonomy places the organism in Eukaryota, Viridiplantae, Streptophyta, Magnoliopsida, Rosales, Rosaceae. The record is from RefSeq and is a predicted model, not a curated record. The transcript is spliced from 3 exons. Gene Ontology annotation, biological process: protein phosphorylation. Gene Ontology annotation, molecular function: ATP binding; protein kinase activity.
CAUCGUGAUAUGAAAGCAAGUAACAUUUUUUUAGAUAGAGAAAUGCAACCCAAAAUUGCAGAUUUUGGAAUGGCAAGACUGUUUGAUCUUGAUCAAACACAAGGUGCUACCAGUCGAGUUGUAGGGACGUAUGGUUAUAUGGCACCUGAAUAUGUAAUGCACGGACACUUUUCUGUUAAGUCGGAUGUGUACAGCUUUGGUGUGUUAGUUUUGGAGAUAAUUACUGGACAGAAAAAUAGUUCUUUCCGUCCUGGUGGGAACGUGGAGGACCUUCUAAGUUAUGCCUGGAAAAGUUGGAAGGAGGACACAGCUUCAAAUUUAAUAGAUCCCAUAUCGAAGAGUGGUUCAAUACCAGAAAUAAUGAGAUGCAUCCACAUAGGAUUGUUAUGUGUGCAACCAAAUAUAGCUGAUAGGCCAACCAUGGCUACAGUUAUUCUCAUGCUUACUAGCUACUCUCUGGAUCUUCCAGUACCCUCACAACCAGCAUUUUAUAUGGAUGGUGGCAUUGAAUCCUCAUCUGAUACGUCUUUGGGAUGGAAGGAUAAUUCUGGUGUGACAAGAUUAGAUCUGUCUAAAAGAAACUCUGUAGAAUAUCUGCUACAUGGAUAG